This is a messenger RNA of Anthostomella pinea, 372 nucleotides long. NCBI's taxonomy places the organism in Eukaryota, Fungi, Ascomycota, Sordariomycetes, Xylariales, Xylariaceae. The record is from the annotation of a GenBank genome assembly.
AUGACGCUUUAUACGACCAAUACGGUGCCAACCAAGGGCGGCCUGCUUGCGGACUCGUCCGUCUGGGUGCUCAGCAACCCCGACUUCCGCCAAUGGCGCGACCACGAGGACCAGCGGCUGCUCUGGGUCAAGGGCGACCUGGGAAAGGGCAAGACCAUGCUCCUGUGUGGCAUUGUCGAUCAUCUCGAAACGAGGCUCGCCCAAGGAAGCCGUCUAGCGUACUUCUUCUGCCAAGCCAUCAACGAGCGCAUCAACAAUGCGACGGCCGUGCUGCGUGGCUUGAUAUACAUGCUACUUGACCAAGACGCCUCCCUCGUAUCACAUAUGAAAAAGAAGUACGAUGUCGCUGGCGAGGGGCUGUUCCAGGGCUAG